Molecule: messenger RNA, 1734 nt
Organism: Laetiporus sulphureus 93-53
Lineage: Eukaryota; Fungi; Basidiomycota; Agaricomycetes; Polyporales; Laetiporaceae
Exons: 2
Coding region: 136-1557 (473 amino acids)
Source: RefSeq, a predicted model, not a curated record
CGGCUCGUUUCAAGAGUCGACGAAGGCGAACGAUGACAGCAGUGUCCUGAAGUAUGCUGGCGAUUCCACGCCGGUAUCGAAACGCACGGUCCUUGUGUCCCCGUAAACCAAGCGUCGCGCUGCUCGCUCACCCGUAUGGCCCUCGCUCUCUGUGAUUCAUUACUGUACAUAUCCCACAUGCUAUCCCACUGCGCUGUCGCUCCUGUUCCUCCACUCUGCCGCUGCUACGCUUACUAUUCGCGCUUAGUGCUAUUCCAUCAGCCUACCCUACUAUUUCCGCAUCGUAUUCAAGACUUCUGGACUACCCGCUUCGCGCAUUCGCAUUCGAAUUCGUCUACACAUCCCACGCAUACCUUCGCGCAUGUGCACGCGCGUCGAACGCUGCGACGACACGCUCCGCGCGCGCACUGCUGCGACUUUUCUCCCUGUUGUCUGCCUUCGCAACUUACAAGCACCGGUCGUCCGGCCGCCCGGGCGUUAUGGUUACGAGCUCAUACAAGUUGCAGGGCCUGUAUGGUGUAUUUUUCCUCCUUUGUACGUGUAGGUCUGGCGAUGUUCGCGCCCGUUCUGUCUUCUCUGUAUCUGCGCGUGUGCAGCGCUACAGUAGCUAUAGGUUCUCUCGUUCGUUAUAUCCCACGGCCGUGCGCAGGUUGGAUGUGCCUGCGGUCUGUAUAUAGUGUGGUUUACUCACAUUCGAGGUACAUACGUUGUAUUUGGUACAGUAGAGGGAUCGCGUAUGCAACUAUUGUUCUACUACGUGGCGCGUGUGCGAUCUCCCGGCUAUCGCUAUCUCUGCGCGAGCGUCCUGAUCAGGCGGCGCAAAUUGGAAGUGACAGGUCUAUGAUAGGCACUGGCAGGUGCAUGAUGCAUCAUCUAAUAUCGCGACCAGACGUGAGGCCGAUCGUGACAUGCCAGCAAGCGAAGCGGGCUAUCCACCGCUGGACACGUCCGCCAUCAUCACAGCAAUCCAACACGCCCCUCCGGCACCGCAGCCGCAGCGCCCGCCGGAUCCGAGCCCUGGCGUGGGCAGACAUGCGACCUCCUCCUGCCUCUCGUGCGCCGGAGGCUGUCUUUGCGCGCUGCAGCUCCGUUCCGUGUGGGAGCGCGCGGGCGACGGGAGAGGAGUUUUCCCGCCGCGGUGCGGAUGCCGGAGCAUUGCAGCGCUGGGCGAAAGGCCUCUGUCCAGGAAGGCGUUGCGGAGUGCGGGGUUUCGCGCGAGACGAGACGGGUGUUGACGUCGAUUCGUGCGGAUACGCGAGGCAGGAGCUCGCUUAUGGGUGUUGCUUUUUGUCUGCGAGGCCGACCCCGUGUCUUCCAGAGGUCGGAAUCCUCACAACGAGGACUUCCGGAAGCAGAAGUGGAGAGAAGCAAGAUUGGAUAGGCAGAUGGGUUUUUCCUCCAUAUGGCAGCAGUCAGCAGUGGAGGAGGUUCGUGACGCGCGUGGGUGUUCGGAGUCGGACGGCGCCUGUUGGUCAGAUGAAUGAUAUCGUGAAUGAUGACGACGACGACGCCCGUGCUACCAUCGAGCAGCGAGGACAGAACCCAAGACGUAGAUAGGUGGGGGCGUGUCGCAGCGAGCCUGGCUGCUGCACGUGGGUGGGCAGCGGACGGAUGCACAUGGGCCAGGCCCUGUGUGGGCAAGAAACGAAGGGCAAGGUCAGCAGCCGUUAGGAACGCGCGUUGCGAGAGCCGUGUGGCACCACGGAACGCGGCCAGCGGCUGGCAGGGAAAUCG